Diachasma alloeum is the source of this 7647-nucleotide messenger RNA. RefSeq lists its product as uncharacterized. Bases 360 to 3482 code for a protein of 1040 amino acids. Gene Ontology annotation, molecular function: protein binding. The record is from RefSeq and is a predicted model, not a curated record. The transcript has 15 exons. Lineage: Eukaryota; Metazoa; Arthropoda; Insecta; Hymenoptera; Braconidae. Gene Ontology annotation, cellular component: plasma membrane.
CUAUCGCUCCCUCGUUUUUUUUCAUUCACUUUUCGUUUUAACGUCGGGCAGUGACACUCGGCCGGGGGAUAAACUAUUUAUUUAUAUGGUUGAAUCGCGGGUUUUCGUGUCGAUGUUGUUUCGCACGGGGUUGAGUGACACCACUGGGUGAAUGGAUUUAUCACGCAUUAUGAAAGUGCUGAGACCCAGCAUUGCGUCGUUUGAUGAGCCAUCAUUCAACUUUUUUUUUUUCACCGAUAACUGAAAGUACGCCUGUUACCCACGACCAAUUACCCCCACAGCCAACACUGUCAACUUUGGGCCGAAGGAAGUCUCCAGAGAGUUGCGUCCUCUCGUUGAGGAGAUUAUAAUUGCACGGAAUGAAGGACAUGCGCUGGCCCUUCUGUCUUUCCGUGUUAACGGUAACUGCUGUACUGUGUUGUCGUCAAAGUGAAUUCCAGUGCGGAAACGGACGUUGUGUAUCCCUCAAUAAAGUCUGCAAUGCACUAGACGACUGCGGGGAUGGGAGUGAUGAGCAACGAGCCUGCUCACCUUGCAAUAAGACGUACUAUGGAGAUAUAGGGAAAACUUAUUACCUCGAGUUGCAUCGACCGAAGGAGGACAAGGUGCCUUACUUCUGCAAGCUGACGUUCAAUGCCCCUGGAAAGGAGUUCGGGGAUAUCGUUCAGCUGACCUUCGACAGUUUCACCCUUGGGAAAUUCGUGUCCUUUACGGUGGAAGGAUGUCCCGAUGGAUCAUUGCAAAUAUCGGAAGCGCAGAGACCCGAUGUCGGUGGCGUAUGGUGCGGCACAUCGUGGGGCCCCGCUAUUUACUACAGCGAAACACCGGUUGUUACGAUUUCCCUGAAGCUCCUGAGGCUCAGUCAGGAUCAAACGGGCUUCAACUUCGAUUUUCGCAUGGCGUACAAGAUGAUCAAGAGGUCCGAUGCCGUUGUCAGAUACGGAAAUCCAUUCGUCGAAUUCGCGUCGUAUCUCACAAAAUCAACGCCAAGGCCCACCACCGCCAUGAGUUUUCCCAUCGAAUACGCGAACACAAGCGUGAGUUCGUCGGUGAAAAUAACGGAGAAGGUAAAGCCGACUGUUGCCACCCCUGAGCAGCAGUAUCUUGGGGAUCUGAUCUCGGGGACUUAUUGCUCGAGAAUAUUCAGCGACUGCGAUAAACGGAAGUGUCGGCUACAGUCGCCCAAUUUUCCUGGGCUUUAUCCACGCAAUCUCACGUGCUACUAUGCGGUGCGACAGCACGAAGUGCCGCCGGGCAAACACGCACUCAUAACCGUUCGCCAGCCGAGGGGUCAACUUAUUGCCGUGCGUGCUAGACCAGCUAAUCAGGCUGAGCCACCACCAAGAGAGCUUAAAUUGUGGCAGGACUGCGAUAUCGUUCAGGACUACGUAACAGUGUACGAUGGCUACACCACUCGAGACCCAGUGAUCCUCAAGUUUUGUGGUGGUGGUGAACCUGUGCCGGAGGCAACGAGCAGCGAGGCAGAAAUUCUCGUUGAGUUUACCACAUCACCCUAUGGAACUUUUCUCCAUCCCACACCACCCCACUCACUCCAUGGCUUUCAACUUGAAGUCCAGGUGAAAUUCGUAGACGCUGAGUCGCCCGAAUACGCGAAAAACAAACGCUGCGAAUUCUGGCUGAAGGGGAACAGUGGAGGUGUCCUGGCAUCUCCGCGUCACACGUUGCCACGAAACACGACUUGUCUGUAUCACCUGCGUGGUGCUGGGCCUGUGAUGCCCAGUCCCACACCACCAAGACCACUGCCAAAAUUCCCGGAAACUAGACCUGGCACUGUCUGGAGAAAACCCGCGCCAAAACCGGCGCAGCCGCAGUUUCGCAUUUGGAUGUCAAUUCUCAAAUUUCAUGUUGGGAAUAUUCCCACUACUAGUGAUGAUGAUUGCAGUACUACAAUGCUCGUCUGGGAUGGGGAUAUUUUUCCACUGUCUGAGUGCAAUGAUAUAUCUUGCGGAAAGGAGAGACAGAGAUAUAUGGACAGAACUGGGGAUUUAAUACCACAGAGUGGAGGUAGACCAGCGGCAAACACAACACUGUUGGCUAGAUACUGCAAGGACAAACUACCGAAAACGUGUGAUCACUUGAUUUUGCAGAAUACGAGUAGACCGUGUACAUUAGGGGAAAGUUUCAUUUCCUCGGGGAACAGUAUGACUAUUGAAAUACGCAUGACCGAGUCCACAGCCCUCAGACCAGUGAAUUUCCGCGCACUCUACGAAUUCGUGGAUCUUCAUCAGGAUGGAGAUCCUUACGGGACAGGACCCUGUUCUAGAGUAUUCUAUAGCAGAAAUCGUGAUCAAUACGCUGACCGACGGUUUCAGGCUCCGAGGGAUAUAUUCUUGUAUGGAAGGGGUGGCGCUAAGAAUUUAAGCUGCGUGUAUCGGUUCGAAGGAGAGCAGGAUGAGAUCGUCAAACUGAGGUUCAACAAAUUGCUGAAUGGAAAUCACUCCUGCAAAAGCGUGUCUAGUGUCGAUUACAACCGGUUAUUGUGCGUCGGCCAGAGCAAUUUUUCCCUGAAGGUAAUGGAUUUGCCAUGGCCCAACGGCUCCCCGAUUCAACGAGACUGUCUGUGCUCAAAUCGAUCAUUACCAAUCACAGUCAAGUCGCUAUCCAACAUCGUGGAGGUGCAUUUUGUCGUGCACUCUAUGAGCUCCCUCGACGACUAUAAUAAUCUGUUCUUCGAGGGUGUUUGGGACUUUGUCAAAGCAGUACCCUGUCUGCAGAAGCGACGGGUUAGGGGGCCGUCCGGUGAAAUAAAGUACGAGUCACCGGUCGCUGAGGAGGAAGAGAGCUACUGUCGAAACCACCCAUGGCUCAUAGAUCCGGGCCCCAAUCAGUACCUCUACGUGCAGACCCACGGAAGGAUCAUGAAGAAUGACACGAAAUGCCUAACGAAGAACAGAGUGAUCCUGCACACAGGGGGGACUCUCAACGUGGCUGUGUGUCCGAGGCCUGAGAGUGACUCGAGACAUCAAGUCGUCGGGGUUUUCAGCAAGGGCUGGACGACUCAGAGUUACGCAACGAUGCUGAUCGCUCCAAGCUUCGAUCCGAUGAGGAGCGUUGCCGUUGAGUUCAUCGUUAACGAGCCAGACAUCCACACUGUCACGUGGCUUGAGAUGACGAGGAGGCCAGCCCUGAAGACCCCCCCGGAAGGGCUCCAAAUGCCGCGAGACUGCGAGCAACGCUGUCCAGAGUUGGAUGCCUGCAUAAAUGCGUCCCUCUGGUGUGACGGCACCUCCCACUGUCCCUCGGGCUACGACGAAGCAUUGACCCACUGCUCCAUGCUCCUUCGCCUGCCGCCCCUUCAUCUAGCCGUUGGUGCCCUUCUAAUUCUAUCAGUCAUCGGCGCUAUAAUCUUCGUCUCAUGGCGCGUACUACGGCGAAAAACAAAUCGCUCAAUCUCCCAGCAUCGCUUGAAGAGCAUUUCAUCAGAGACAGCGAUAAUCGAUGGAAAAGAAGUGAUAUGCUGACAAAGCGACAGUUCUGUGCGAUACGUUGAAAUUGACCGUGUUACAACGGUGUGACGCACAUUUCCAUUAUUCAAAUGUUCCAGAUUAAACAGCAGGGAUAAUUAUUGCAGAGCCAUUGUGUCAUCACUGCCCACCAAAAUUUUUUGUAAUAAUUCCCGUAAUUUUCAAUGAGAGAAUAUUUUAGUAAAUUGGAAUGGAUAAGUGACGUCUGAACGUAACGCCCAGAACUGGUAUCAAUUCACUGGACACUGUGAGUGGAAGCAGGUGUGAUGUUUUACUAAUAGUGAAUUUUCAAUUUUGGGAGAGGACUCAGGUGAGUGCAGUGGAAUGUUUCAAUUGUGAGUUUUUUUCGGAGGUGGUGGGGUCCUGCAGGUAAAUCAAGCAACAGACAAUUACGUCGGGCGUUUUUAUUUGAUCGGAGAUGUUAACGAUGAAUGUUGAAAAAAAAUAUUCAUUCUAUAGAUUUUAUAUUUUAUAUUUUAAGUUAUAUUUUAUAUUUUGUAUUCAAAAUUUUUUGACAUUUGCAGAAAGUUUUAAUGAAAAAUAAUCGAAAAAUUGGAUAAGACAGUGGGGAAAAAUGUUAAAUAUAGAGAGACAAAUCAAUUUAAUCAAUUCGUUAAUAAUUUGUUUAUUUAUUUAUUUGAAAGACAAGAGGAAAAAAAGUUGAUUUGAAGAAUUAAAAUUCGAGCGAGUAAUGCACGACGUAAUUGUUGAAUUUCUGAGAGUAAUUAUUCUUUCCCCCGUCCGCAGUGUCUCUCGAUUCCCACGAUUUCAUCAUCAAUAGAAGAUCUGCGAGAUCUACUUCUAGAAAUAGAGUAUUUCUUCGAUAGUACUUUGGAUUUUUCGAACUCUUUCGUUUCACAAUGACAAUAAACUUCCAUGGAAUUAGAGAUUUAACGAUGUAAAUUGUUAUCCAGAGGCUCUGCGGAUAAUGCCACCGUUACACGUGUGAAAAAAUUCCAUAGGAUUUUCUAUAGAAUUUGGUAUAGGAAGUCGUGCAGGAAAUUCUAUCGAAAAUCAUAGGGACAAUCCCGUCCGAAAAUUCCUGUAGGGAAUUUUUUAAUUCUCGAUAAGAUUUUCUGUAGAAAAUUCUAUAAGGCAUUCUAUAAGAAAUCCUAUAAGCCGUUCUAUAGAAAAACUUAUAGAAAAUUCUAUAGACCAUUUUAUGGAAAAUAAUAUAGAACGUCCUGCAAAAAUCAUAUCGAACAUUCUACAGAAAAUCAAAUCGAAAAAUCUAUUAAAAAUCCUAUAGCCAAUGUUCUAUAGGAAAUCUUAUAGAAAGUUCUAUAGACAAUUCUAUCCAAAAAUUUCUGCAGGAAAUGUCCGAAUUUUCCGUAUGAUUCCCUAUUAGAAAAUCCGAUGAAAAAUUCUAUUCGAAAUCCUUUAGGCCGUUCUAUAGGAAACCCUAUAGAAUAUUCUAUAGGCCAUUCUAUAGAUCAUAUAGAACGUCCUGCAGAAAAUCCUAUCGGGCAUUCUACAGAUAUUGCAAACGAAAAUUCGGGGGAACAUCCUAUAGCCAGUGUUCUAUAAGAAAUCCUAUAGAAAGCUCUAUACAAUUAUAUCCAAAAUUUCCGAUUGGGAAUGUCCAAAUUUUCGAUAUAAUUCUCUAUAGAAAAUUCUAUAGAAAAUUCUAUAGCCAACGUUAUAGCAUUUUUUUACACGUGUAAAAUCAGAAUAAUGUAAAAAAAACAGAAAAAUAUAGGAAUAAAUAUAUUCAUGCAAAUGUUGACUUCAACAAGUGUCGGGAGUAAAAUUUUCUUAUGAGAAUAAAUAAAUGAGUAAACAAUACAAAAAGUAGUUUUGUGAUUGUGCACUAGUGGAAAAUAAUUAGGUAACGACCAAGAAAUGAAAACGAGGAAAUUGGGUUUUUCGAGGUGUGAAAAAUCCGGAAAUUCGGUGGUUAGACAUUUACAGGGGAAUUUAGACGAGAUUAAUAAAUCAUUUAAUGUAGCAUUGGUUAGCCAGGAAUCAUGUGAUAUAAUGCUGUUUUCAUUCGGAGCUGCGCUUCGAAAUUGAGGGAAAAAAAUUGUUACGCCGAGGUAGAGCACGAGAGUACAGAGUCAUGACAGAGAAAUGGAAAUAAUUAUUUCAUCCGGAAAAAUGGGGAUUUAAUAUGUCAAUGAUGUUGUAUCUCGGCUCAUGUAAAACUUUGUUUAUAAAAUGUACAUAUGAGAGCAAUUUUAAUAUCUUCAAUAUUAAUGAUCAGCCUUUGCAAGCACAUAUUCAUUGAUUUUUGGGUAUAUUUUGAGAAUGAAACUUUCCGAUUGGGAAAUUUGAAUGGUCUUCAAUCGUAAAUAUCUCUUGAGCAGACGAUGCGAUUUGGACAAGUCAGGUCUCAUUUUGAAAACUCGAAAAUUAUCUUGAAAAUGAAAAAAAAAAUUGGGGCAUUUCACUCUGCCGUUCGCGGGUUAUUGCCGAUUGAAAAUGGAAAAAAUUAUUUGAUCAUUUUUUCGACUCCAUAAAGUGGGAGAAAACGAACUGUCUUCAAUCGUCGAUAUCUCCCGAUCUAAUGAUGCGAUUUGGGCGAGUCACCGCUCUUUUUAAAGACGAAGAAAUUAUCUUGAAAAUGAAGAAAAAAAUAGGGGAAUUUUACUCUGCGGUUCUCGAGUUAUUGUCGAGUGAAGAUCUUGAAUAUGGCUGUUCUCAAAGGCUGAUGCAGGGCUUCUUACUAUUAAUUCAUAAGUGUAAACUUCCAGCAGGCACUCGACCCACGAAAAUUUGAUAAAACUGAGAGGGGGAUGAUGAAGGGAAAAUAUUGUUUUGAGGGCUGAAACUCACGAUACCGUUGUCAACGACGCCAUAACGAAAAAAAAUUUUAAUGUAAGAAUUAAUAUACCUGAAUCUCUGCCAUUAUCACCGCCCAUUAUUGUUCAACCGAGGGGGAUUUGAAAUGUUAAGAGACAAUCUUUGUGAUAAUUUGUGUAACCAUGAGCAAAGAUAUUGUUUCACCAUUACUUAUGGGUUUUAAUCGAAAGAAGAGAGUUAUUUCUUCGUUAUUUGUAUGUCUUUUACUUUUCGGGACCAAUUUAUUGCCAAAAAAACACCAUAAAAUUUGUCCAAAGUUUGUUUUUUUCUUUUUUACUUUUAUAUUUGGGUAAUUGAGUGUUUUGCCAGCUUUGUUGAGGAGUCAACUGCCGGAUGAAUGCCCCAGACUAAAGUUUUUCAGAAAAUAUGAAUUACAAAACAGUAGCGAAGCCGUAAAACGGUUCAGACGGUAAAAUUUUUAUGACCUUUUUUGUAGAGCGAAUUGCGGGCUACAAAAAAGGUUUUUACGAAAAUUUCGUUAUCUCCCUUGGAUUCGGAAAUAAAAGCCGAAUUUGACCGUUUUACCGGUUCGCUGUUGAAAUGUAAAUUAAAUUUUCCGCAGCAUUUUCUGUUUUAUUUAUUUGGCCUAGUCGCGAGCAUCGGGUCUGACAUUGUCACCAUGUAUGCAAUAAUGAAGCUUGAUUGAGAAAAUGUUCCUGUUGGUAACUGUAAAUAACUCAGCGUAUGAGAUAGAACGUUAACUCCUAGAGAUCGAGGUGUACGUUAGAAAAUUGAUGAUGAGAAAAUUAGAAAAAUCUAGACGUAAUCUGGUAUAAUUAUAAUCACUAUUAAACGAUGUGAAAUCAUAUCUACGACGCGUUGAGGCUCUUCGAUUAAAAAAAAACAAUACAAUAAAGUGUGGAGUGAGUGAAUUGAUAGUUGAUAACGUGGAAAAUUCUUGACUCAAAUUUGUUUGUAAUGAAAAUUAUAGGUGAACUAUUUACUUGUGAAUUCAAUGCGACAUUGGUAAGUUCAUUUCAGCGAUUAAGAGUUGAAAGGUGACGCUUUUUAUCCAGAGUGAAUGAUAAUAUUGCUGUUGGUGCAAACAAAUUUUACAUUAAUACUGAGACUGACUCGCACGGUGAAAUUGGAAUAAUUUGGGGGAGGAAUGGGGCUGAGUGGACAGGCCUUGAUCGUCAAAGGAGGCUUCACUCUGCCCCACUCUCCCUUACUCAAUAAAUUGACCGGUUUCACCUGUUUUCUCACCGUCAGAAAAUGAUAAAGACAUACUCAAGACUGCCGUACAUCUUGUAAUUUAUCAGGUAACAAUAAUCCAUGGUGGAGUUCGAUAAAAGAAAACAAGUGGGAAAUUGCUUUCAUCACAACAUAGUCAAUAUAUUUUUGCUAAUCAAUUAGCAAU